CUGGAAGCAUCCCAUGGCAAACCUACUUCCAAAGGGUGCUCUCUGCUGCCUCGACAGGACAGACAUGGCUCAUCUCCUACAUCUCAGGAUUCAGAUGCUUUGCAACGGCCAUACUCUCAGUGCUCAUUGGUGCAGCCGCAGCAUCAACAGCAUAUACCUCCAUUGCUGGCUUGGGAGACAUUGCUGCUGCCACAAUGUCUUCUGCAGAUUCAGCUCUUCUCUCUGCUGACUCCAUGUUCGCUCACAAUAUCUACAGGAAAAUCCUGAGGAAAAAGGCUACAGAGAUAGAGGUGUUAUGGGCUAUGAGGACCUCCAUGUUGGUGUUUGGGGCUGGGGCUGCCAGUCUGGCUUUUUACUCCUGCUCUGUCCAUGACCUCUGGUUCCUCAGCAGGGAGCUGGUGCAGGCCCUCCUCUUCCCCCAGUUCAGCUGUACCCUCUUCACUCCCAGCACCAAAACCUACGGCUCAGCUGCUGGAUUCUUGGUUGGGCUCCUGCUGGGGCUACUAGCAGGGGAGCCUGCCCCGAGUAUCCCCCCUGUCAUCUGCUACCCAGUCUGCUCCCUGGUGAACAGGAUCUACAGCCAGGUCUUCCCUUUUAAAACAUUCACCAUGCUUCUCACCUUCAGCACGAUCCUUGCUGUUUCAUACCUGGCCAAGGUUUUAUUUCAGAGAAACCUCCUUCCCCACAGGUGGGAUGUUUGCAAUAUCAUAGGGGGAACCGGUAUCCUCAUCCUCCUGCAGCAGAUGGAGAAACAGAGGGGUUCACCAACCAUUGCACUAGAAGAAAACCGUGGCUAAACGUGGGGCUUCAUUUGAAAGGCCACUGUGCAUUCAGCAGUUAGAGUAAGGCACAAACAGCACAGCUCUUCCCUUUGCUCUCUCUGGUGUGAAUUAUUUAAAGUUCUCACAGAGCAAUAAAACCAAAUUCUGUUUACGUGUGAGCUUGAAGUCUGCAGUGAUUAAAGUCACAUGGUGAUGGAGCACAAUCUUGUGGUGGUGACCACAGGGUGGGCACCUCAGGCCCCGGCAGUGGUUGCUUCGAGGUGCUCCGGGUACCCCACCUGAAAGCAAAGCUAUAAAUCAUGCUCCAACAUUUAGGGCAUUCCCAAGUCACAUACUUUUCUCACCACAAAAGAGACAAAUUAAUGUUUAAUAGAUUGGAUAUUCUUGAUUUAAAAAAAAAAAGGUGGGCAAACCUGUUUCCAUUACACAGUUAGAGGUUUAGCAUAACCAUCCUUGGGGAGAAUAUCAGACCUAUAAAAACACAGAUUACUGAAAGCAGUGCAACCACCACAGUAGUCCAGCAGUAAUAUCAGCUCUGCACCAUUCCUUAUAUGCUUUACAAAGCUUUCCUUGACACAGCAAAAACUUUUGCUUAUGCCUCUCCCCACUGUGGUACCAGGCCACACAGCCAGUGUGGAUCCCACAGCCUGGGGAUGUGCAAGACGUUGUCUCUCAUAUGACCUGAAAAGGCAGAAGCAGAUGUGCAAGAUGAAGCAACAACUCUUAAUUAUUCAAUAAGCCACUAUCUCAAAAAUUUAAUCUGUAGCUGUAAAAUUAAGUACUUUAUUAGAA
Molecule: messenger RNA, 1574 nt
Organism: Corapipo altera (White-ruffed manakin)
Lineage: Eukaryota; Metazoa; Chordata; Aves; Passeriformes; Pipridae
Product: high affinity choline transporter 1-like
Exons: 3
Coding region: 195-797 (200 amino acids)
Biological process (GO): acetylcholine biosynthetic process; choline transport; transmembrane transport
Cellular component (GO): plasma membrane
Molecular function (GO): choline:sodium symporter activity
Source: RefSeq, a predicted model, not a curated record